UUUUGUUUGUUUACCAACAUUUUCCAAAACACGUGCGUCGCCGACAUCCAUCGUGUUGUACGUAAAAUCUCGGAGUGUUCAAUUUUUUGAAUUGGUUUAGUGUAGGUCUAUUAUUGCUAUUAUUCAUUGUCCAUUGAAACAAUGGAAGGUCCCGAAGGUAAAACAAUAGAUACGGUUGAUAAAACAGAGAAGAUAACUGCAUGCGAUGGAGUGGGCAAUGCGUCUGAAACCUUGCAUGUUGGAAAGGAAGCAGUAUCAGAUUCGAUAGAACCAUCUGAAAAAGAUAAAACUACUAUUCCAAUUGUCGAAGCGCAGAAUUCUGCUGUAGAAUCUGAAAAGCCAACAACAGUCGAAGAAUCCACAGUAGCAGAAAUAGUGCCUAGUGGACAGGAUAACUCGCCAACCGUUGCAACCGAAAUCCGUAGCAACUUAGCCGAAAUGAAGACUGUAGAAAACGUCGAGUCGUGCGAAGAAGCUUCUUCUCUUCAGGAUGAGCCGGACACGGAAAUGAAUUCAGUAGAGGAGCGUGGUGAACAUCUAACCGAUUCCAAUCAAAUUGAUGACAAUAAUCCCUCAGUUGACGCCGAACAGAUCGUAUCCAGCGAAAAUGCAGGAUCAGUUGCUCAAAUUAUCAAGGACGAGCCAACAGAUGCAGAGAUGGAGUCAGCAGAGGACUUUACAAGGAAACAAUCAGAUUUCCCCACGGUUCCGAGGAUCAACAUAAAACAAGAAGUGCCAACUUCCAUCCACGAACAAGUCGCUGCCGAAAGGGCACUGGAGUCGAAGGCUGUGCUGCAGAUUAAUAGUAGUUCAUUGUCUCUACUGAGUCAGUACAUCAGUUCGGAUUCGGAAUCGAACAUUACCGAUUCAGAUGAAGAAGAAACAAGAAAUGGCACUAACGCUGGCAACAAACGGAAGGUAUCAUCGAGUUCUUCGGAAGACGAAGUUGAAAUUAUUCCCAACACUGAGAGCUACCGCACACAUGAUGUUCCCAUCAUUGUGAGCGACGCAGAAACGACAGCCACCGGAAUGGAUGAGUCGUCAGAGGAUGAACUGUCUGCUGAUGAAGAAGAAGUUGCUCAACAAAAACGUCCGCCAAUUAAAAGCAAAGGAGAAGUCCUUAUAAACGAAUUGCCCCCAAUUGAGGAUCUGCAAAUCUCGGUACCAGAGAGGGAAUGCAAACCGAUAGGUCACGUCGAAUCUAUCGUAGCCCAGAUCGUCAUUGUGCAGUCCUACGCUGGAGUAGAGCUGUUGGACCUUGAAACGGUCCUCUUCCUGGAGAAAGGCAAACGAGCAUUGGGAAAGAUUUUCGACGUUAUCGGUCAAGUUACGGCUCCCAUGUACUGCGUCUUGUUCAACAAUCGGAACGAUGUCAUCCGCAAGGGAAUAUCCGUUGGGAUGCCGGUAUACUGUGCUCCACAAACUGAGCACACAUCGUUUAUCAUAUUAUCCGAUCUGAUGAAACACAGGGGAUCGGAUGCCAGCUGGCUGGACGAUAACGAAGCCCCGGAUCACGUGCUGGACUAUUCCGAUGACGAACAGGAGCGAAGGGCACGACGGCGACGAGGCAGUUGUUCUUCGAGUGGACGAGUCUCUCCCGAAAUGCAGUAUCAGCCUUACCAACUUCCUACGCAUCACCACAGGCGAGGACAUGGUCGACGGGGUGGGGGUGGUGCCUAUCGUAGUCGAGGAAGGGGUCAUAGCUGGCACAACAAUAUUCCACACCAGCCGGCAGCGCAGCCACAAAGGGUGCUGAAUCCGUUUGCGUUUGUUGCAGGGGUGCCUCCACCGCCACCGCCUCCGCCUCCGGCACCACCAGGAAGUGGUAAUUGAAUGCAUUUCAUCAAUCCUGAAGAGAACUUACGAGAAUGAAGUGUUUUAGUGUUAUGUUUCUAUUUCUAGGAUUUGUUUUAUGAAUUUUAUGGAAUCGAAUAAACAAAGUGGUUUAUGAAUUCUUGAACUAAAAA
Messenger RNA from Aedes aegypti (yellow fever mosquito), 1967 nucleotides. RefSeq names its product H/ACA ribonucleoprotein complex non-core subunit NAF1. Bases 142 to 1833 code for a protein of 563 amino acids. Gene Ontology annotation, biological process: box H/ACA snoRNP assembly; pseudouridine synthesis; ribosome biogenesis. The record is from RefSeq and is a predicted model, not a curated record. NCBI's taxonomy places the organism in Eukaryota, Metazoa, Arthropoda, Insecta, Diptera, Culicidae. Gene Ontology annotation, cellular component: sno(s)RNA-containing ribonucleoprotein complex. Gene Ontology annotation, molecular function: RNA binding. The transcript is spliced from 4 exons.